Molecule: messenger RNA, 4749 nt
Organism: Bactrocera tryoni
Lineage: Eukaryota; Metazoa; Arthropoda; Insecta; Diptera; Tephritidae
Product: BRCA2-interacting transcriptional repressor EMSY
Exons: 6
Coding region: 127-4332 (1401 amino acids)
Biological process (GO): regulation of DNA-templated transcription
Cellular component (GO): nucleoplasm
Source: RefSeq, a predicted model, not a curated record
UGAAGAAGCAGCAGCAGUGAAUUUUUCGCUCCAAUUUGCGAAAAGUUAGAGAAAACUAUUUUGGAAAAUAGUGUAACAUUUAAAAAACAAUUUGCGAAAACGAAGCGUGGAUAAUAUUCGUGCAGGAUGUGGCCUCAGGCGUUGCAAAUGUCUAGAGAUGAGUGUCGAGGGAUUUUGAGAAGACUUGAGCUGGAAUCUUAUUCUCAUGUGAUUAGUGUAUUUCGCGCUCAGGGUGGCCUCAGUGACAACAAGGCCAAACUUCUUGAGGAGUUGCGUGGCAUAUUUCACAUCUCGCAAGAGCGUCAUCGAGCUGAAGCGCGUCGUGUGGCAAACGAUGAACAAUUGUGUACCAUAGCUGAAGCUAUAUCGGGUCCAAAUACAUGGCAAGAAUGGUCGCGUGAAGGACGACGAUCGUAUCCGAUGUUACCGCGUGUGGCCCCACAAACAGCGCUCGCAUUAAUUGCCAAUAAUGUGGCAACUGAGACAGUUUCUGAAAACGCUAAAUUACCCUAUCCCGCUGAUACGGCAGCAGCAGUUGUUGCCGAACGGGCUAAUACCAUCAAUUCAAUAACGGGAAAAGAAGAAUUGGAAUCUUGGGAAAUCAAGCGCGAAGUUUACGUCGUUACAGAUGAUCCUUUCAAAAUGCCUGAUAUUCCUGCUGCCAACAAGAAAAAUCUGAAACGUAACAUAUCCGACAGUCAAACUGGCAGCAAUAAAAAGCGCAUUAUCAGUGAUACUUCACCCAGCAAACAACAGCACCAAAAGCAGUUCCAUCACAUAACUGCUAAUAGUGGCCAAGCUACGUUACCCAGCACCGGUAACAGUAACAUACGGAAAUUAUAUCACAAUCACAACAGCAAAGCUGCUCAGCAACGUUUAAAUCAAACACCAUUACAAAAACAAAAACUGGCAACGAAAAAAUCACAAAUGGCCGCAGGUUUAAACCCCGUAUUACCUGUUACACCUGGUAAGCGACAGGCGACGCCAGCCAAAAGUGGCCGCAAAGCGAAUUCCAAACUUCAAGAGCAGAAACAACAACAAUUACUUGCUCAACAACAACAGCAACAACAAAUGCUGGCGCAGACAACCGUUCGCAACAUACAACAUGUCGUGGGUGAGGGGUUGGAUGAAUUCAACAUAGAUCAGAAUUCUACACAACCACAGAUUGCCGCUUCAAAGAAGGACAUAACCAAGAAUCUAACCAAAUUGCAAUUGCCUAGCGUAAUUACCACACCCCCAUCAUCAGGAGCAUCAUCAGUGUCGCCAAAUGUGAUAGCACCGGCAAUACCAUCCAACACCCCAUUAAUGGUAAAUGCUUUGUCUACACGAAUCGAUACCCAUCAAUUGCCAACUGCCUUAUCGCCAACCAUUGGCAGUGUUGGCGGCUCAUCAGUUCCCACAAUUAUACAUAGCAAAGUGGAAAAAAUGAUUUCAACGCCAGUCCAGAAAAUUAUACUUGAAGACCGUCUUCCGCCACAACAAUUACCGGGUUCGGUUGUCACAACUGCAACAACAGCAAUGGCAUCAGCGGUCGUGGUAUCGACAGCAUCCACGUUCCAGUUGCAAUCUGCAUCCACACCACAGAUAAUGACAUUACCACAAUUAUCAGCGGCCGCCACAAAAUUACGCGCAGUAAAUACCACAAUUUUGCCACCCGGUACUAAAAUCACCACAAAAAAGUUAUCCGGCUCUACAUUGAUCAGUGCGCUUGGCACAGAGAAUAACGCUGCACUAACCGGCACCGCAAAUAGCAGUGGUUCACAAGUGUUUAGCAUCAUUGAAGGUAGCAAUAGCUCGAGUAAUGCACAAGCGACACCUUCUCUGCCGACUCACACGCCACCCGCAAUUAUACAAAUUCAAAAUACAAACAACACUAGUGUGUCUACGGAAGGCACAACACUGCAAUCGUCACAACAGCCGGCGCAGGGCAAAGUGUUAACAACGAAAUUGUUACCAAUUGUGUUGAGUGGCGCCGGUGUUGGUGGUGCCAGUGUCGGUGCGUCCACUGCUGGUAGUGGCGGUAACACUGUUAAUAUUACGAAAAUUGAAACUAUCAAUAAUGGUGCUACACUCGUGGGUGGUGGUGCUGGAGGCAGUGCUCUUAGUGGGAAUAAUUUAAAUACUUCUUUGGGUGGCACAACUGCAGUACUAAAAACCAUGGGCUCCACAUUAUUGCUAUCACCAAAUCAGAGUGGCACACCUGCGGGUAGUACGCUAUUUUCAACACUAACAUCCGGCGCUCCGGUGUUCCGCAAAUCGCAGAUCAUUAAAACGGGCACAAUUGGCGUGAAUGCAAGCAGCGCAGGCAAGCUUUCUGGCACCUUUAGUACUUCCAAUUCAGGUCCCCAAAUUAUCAGCAAUAUAAAAUUGACACCAGCGAAUACCACUACAAGUGUAACGGCGGUCAGUCAUUCGAAUCAACAAUCACAACAACAAUCAACUUCAGCUUCACCAUUCUUACAGCAUCAGCUAAAGAAUAUCUCAACCACUGGUAUUCGUACCAGUGUAAAAAUAUGCCAAUCACCAAAUGGCAAAGUGUUCAUACAACCAGCCAACAUAGACAACGCAUCGAAAGCAAAACUACAAGGUGCAUUGUCACACAAAAUCUUGCCCAACGCGGUGGUCAGUAGCAAUGCCACGGGUGCUGGUACAACUGGCACACACCAGCCGCAACGCAUCGCCAUACAGAAAGUGCAAAUAAUCCCAGCACCAUUAAAUUCGCCCGGCAAUCUGGCGGGCACUUUUCACACGAUCACUUCACAAUCCCAGUCGCAGACGAAGCCCACAAUUACAACAAAUACACUAACAAUGGGCGGCAAUAAGGGAAAUAUGAAUAUGGUUUUCGUGCCGUCGGUUGGUGCACGCACCACCUCCGGGACAAUAACACUGUCUAAACCUGCUAGUGUUAGUAGUGGUAUUGUUGCAGCUGCUAAAGUGCAGAAUACUCAAAACAAGGAAGCCGUCAAACCAAAUGUCGUGAUAAUCGGCUCGUCGUCAACACAAAGCAGCACAAAUAUACCAAUUAAGACGACCACUUUCAUUGAUGGCAGCAACAAGUACAACGUGACCUCUAGAGCAGCGAAUGCCGUGCAGUUGGAAGCAAAUCAAAUGAUUACGGAAGAUACGCCAGUUGAUAUACUCAAUAUGCCGAUAAUAGUGGAUAGUGGUGACGGCACGAAUAUCACGAUGGGUAAUAAUAUUGGCGAUACAGUCACGGUAUUGCCAACAACGCUCGUGGAAAGUACACAACAGCAGCAACAACAGCGUGAGCAACAAAGCCAACAACAACAACAGCAACCGUCCACAAUAAUUUUGGGUGCCACCGAUUGGGAAAUGGAAUUGGAUCAAGCAACAGCUGUCGCAGCAGCAACCAAAGCCGCAGCACGCACUGAAUAUCGCCGACAGUCAAGCGGGCAGGCUGGUGGCAAACAACAACAGCAACAAAUGCAAGACAAGGAAACGAUUGAUGGUGAGACCAUAAUUAUCGAUGACAGUUUUGAAGAUGUCAUUGUGGAGGAGCAGGAAGAGGGCGAUACAGACGCCGGCACUGAGACUGAGGGCACUGUUGACGGUGAAAUGGACGAGAAUGAAAUGACGGACGAUACGGGCGGCGAAGAGGGCCAAGAGAUGACAGAACGCGCAUACACAAUAUAUAGUGGCACCGAGAGUGGCGGUGAGAUAUCACCAGCCAAAACGCGAGAUGCGCCGAAGCUGAAGGUGGGACGAUUACAGAAAACUUACAAUAACGCCAGCGCUAACGUCAACGAUGAAGAUGAGCCAAUCGAAGUGAUUGACGACGAUGAGGAGAAUACGACUGUGGCGGUCAGCCAGAAAAAAUCUGCACAAAAAGCGGAAAGUGAAACUGCGAAAUUGGAGAGAGCAGCGAAUGCAGUCAGUAUGAACAACGCAAGAGCAAACAGCAUAUCCGCCGCAGUUGAAUGCGAAACUGAUGCUGGAUUUGAUGAGACUAUCGUUGCCGAUAUUGAUGAAAAUACCGCAAUUGAAUAUAUAGAAGAGGACAACAACACGCUUGUAAACAAUGACAAAGCUGAGGUAAACAAUUUAAACGUCACAGCAGCAAAAUCCACACAAAGUCGUCAAAUAGCGGAGAGUGAAAUCAUCGUGCUGGACGACAAUGACAGCGCAACACUAACGGCCACAGCAACAGCAACGCUGACUGCUGCGUCGUCGUCGGCACACAGCAUAGCAAACGAGGACAAAGUCGUGGUGGAGUGCAACCCAAAAAAAAUGGUUAGCGGCAAUACAGCAACGACGAUAAAUGUUGCGGCGCUAAAGCCAACAACAGUCACCAUCGUCAAUCGCAAUGACUGAACGUGCCAGCAAUAAAUAUGGUUGAAGCUUCAUGGCACUGCUUGCAGAUUGUCGAAUUUGCUGGAGGCUGGGCUGGUAAACCAGUUUUUUUUGCCAACAAUUUCUCCAGCAAUAUAUUGGGCAAUAGCAUUAGUUACUGUGUCCGGUACAGGGAGUAGAGUGUAGACUAAUUUGGAAUGGUGUACAUAAAAAGUUUGGUGAAAUUAAUUGUUUAUAGCAAUGAUAAUUUAGACAGUUGGUUUUGAAAACAUUUUUAGUGUAACAGCUAAAGUUAGCUGAAACGCAAACGUAAAGAAAAGUGAGAUAAUUAGUUGAGACAAGCGCAGGUUAGCCGUUGAAGUGUAAUGAAAUUAUUAUUUUUUGUUUAUUGAUGAACAAAAGUUUUAGAAAAAGUUUGUGAAGCAAUUUUUUGUUUAU